GGAAGCCUCGUGGACAGAAAGAGCGGUCACCUAGGGUAGGCCUAUAUAUACAGUUUAUGUAGCAAAAAUGUAUGAAUGCCGACUUUUUCUUUCUGAAGCCAUAACGCUGAGGACUCGAUGGGACUGGAAACUUCAGCGACACUUCAUUUAAAUUAAUCUCCUCACACUCUAUUGCUAUUUGAGGCUCGACGCGCUUGAAGGCAGAAGCGCUUUGGAGCGCACCGGUAACAUCUGCCAUCCCGACCCCAGCAAACUGUACUGCAAAGACGGACAAGGACGGUGACCUGUGUGGCCAAACAUGGAAGAACUUGCCCGUGAGAGUAUCAGCCUGUUGGCGAGGUCUGCGUCGCACGCGGAUCCCCCACGGCUCGGUUCGUUCGGUGCCAUCUUCAUCAUGCUCAAAUCUGCCCUCGGCGCGGGACUGCUUAACUUCCCGUGGGCUUUCGAGAAGGCGGGAGGAGUGAAUACAGCCAUCAGCGUUGAAAUGGUGAGCGCAAUCAAUAAAUCGAGAACCAAAAUAGUGGGAUUUUUCAAAAAAAAGAGGAAAGUAAUAAAACAGAAAACCUUUUUUUGUCCACACAAUCAAGACGUGCUGUAACUAGGUGUCAAUUCAAUCAAACAUGCACUAUGGGAAAUCUGUGGAAGUCAUAGCACCCUUGCCCCAUGUUGCACCCUUCAUUAAAGUCAAAAUGAGUUUACUUCAUCCUGUAAAUACUGAAAUGUUCUCAUAUUAGUUUGUGUGUGUGUGUGUGUGUGUCACAGUGGCGGACUGGUCUUCUGGCAUAUCAGGCAAAUGCCAGAUGGGCUGGUCCAUUUUUAGCCCAGUGGGCCUGUUUUACUUUUCUUUUGCGUAAAAUUAACUGACUAAUAAUGGGUGCCUCAAGGAAAAAAUGGGCCGGUGUGGAGGCCUCAAGGAAAGAAAUGGGCCAGUGUGUGGGCCUCAAGGAAAAUAAUGAUCUGGUGUGUUAGAAAUGCCAGGACUGAUUUCUGGUCCUAGUCUGCCCCUGUGUGUGUUUGCCUGUGUGUGGCGGCAUACACCCAUGGCCUAGGCCUGCUUUGUUGAAUUUCCUCUCCUUGGUGUGAAUGAGAUGCAUCUUUUCACAGGCUAACUCUAAUGAAGGGCUCAUGGGUCAAGAGCCGGGCAGGCGCCCAUGCAUGUAUACUGUAAUAGCAGCAGGACCCACAACGAAGGCCUGCGUGUGUGUGUUUGUGUGCAUAUGUGCUUGUGUCUGUGUGUGCAUGUGUGCUUCUUUCUGUAUGUGUCUGAUUGGUGGAUGAUUUAAUCCAUCAGGGUUAUGACACACAAUUAUUCUAGUGGUUUCCUUCUCACUGUAUCAUUGAUGGGGAACAUGUUUUGCAUUUAAACUGCCAAGUGUGAGCUCCCUGUCAAACUUCUAUCACCUAUCCAAACAAUUUUAGGGAUUCAAUUCAGGGAGGAAGGGAGAAUAGCGCUGGAACCAUUUACAUGCUCAGACAUAACGAUAUAUGUACUGCAAAACACUCUCUUUCACCCCGACCCCCACCCCCAGGUGUCACUGGUGUUCCUGAUCAGCGGAUUGAUCAUCCUGGGCUAUGCCUCGUCCAUCAGCAGAAAGAACACCUAUCAGGACGUGGUGCGAGAGGUGUGUGGGGGAGCCAUCGGCCAGCUGUGUGAGGUCUGCUUCUGCUUCAACCUCUUCAUGAUCUCUGUGGCCUUCCUGGUGGUGGUGCAGGACCAGCUGGACAAACGUGAGUGAUAACGUCCCGGCCAGCAUUGGCACAGCAUCACGCCAUUCCCACAAUGGCCCUGUAGCCACAGUUAUAAAUGGAUGCGGUUAUCUGGUAUACCGAUAGAACCACCAACGUCCUGAAUAUGUUUUAACGUGCGUCUAUGAGGGUUUUCCAUUAGGUGUUUUCAUCCUGUUGUUUCCUCUGUGUGUUCCAGUGUGUGUGUCUCUGUAUGAGAUGGUGACGGGGUCCUUUGAGGGCGAGAUGCCGUACCACUGGUAUACAGACCAUCGCUUCCACCUCUUCAUCAUGUGCCUCAUCUUCAUCCUCCCUCUCUCCAUCCCCAAAGAGAUUGGCAUCCAGAAAUACACCAGGUGUGUCGGUUGGAGCGCGGGUGUUUGCCUGUGUAGUAUGUGUUGUGCAUGUGUGUGUGUGUUUGAAAUUGGGAUACUACAUGGUUAUUCAUACUCCCUAUUUCCCCUCUCUUUCUUUGACUCUUUGUCUCUCUCUGUAUCACUCAGUGUGCUGGGCACUCUGGCUGCUACAUAUCUCUGUGUGGCUGUCAUCGUCAAAUACUACAUGAUGGAUGAACAUUCGGCCGUCAUUACCCCAGAGCACAGUGAAGGGUCAGUGAGUGUGUGAGUUGGGUUGUGUGAGUAUGUGUAUGUAUGCGAAUGUGUGUUUGUGUGCACGUGUUUCUUCGGCAAGUAUGAGUAUGCUUGUGCAUAUGUUGUGUGUGAUUAUCUGUUAUUCUCUGUCUUCUGUGUUUUCUAGAAUAGAUUCAUGGGCUUCAAUGUUCAGCGUCGUCCCCACCAUCUGUUUUGGCUUCCAGGUACAGAAAAGCUUUUAACUGUUUGAAGUCUGGAGGCAGUUAGUAUCUGUACUAUAGGGUUAUGCAUUUGCUUGUGUGUGUGUGUUACACUGCUACAACACCUAUACUCUGUUUGUGUAUUAUUAGUAUGUAUAUGAAUGUGUGUUUUUGUAUUAUUAGUAUGUAUAUGAAUGUGUGUUUGUGUAUUAUUAGUAUGUAUAUGAAUGUGUGUUUGUGUAUUAUUAGUAUGUAUAUGAAUGUGUGUUUGUGUGUUGCAGUGCCAUGAGGCCUGUAUAGCCAUCUACAGCAGCAUGGAGAACAAGAAGCUCUCCCAUUGGGUGAUCAUCUCCGUGAUCUCUAUGUUCUUCUGCCUGCUCAUCUACACCCUUACAGGUGAGCUGGCAUGUCAACCAUGGAAUAAUCCCUCCUUCCUUGAAGUAAUCACUGAUCAGUGGUUGGAUUGGUGAAAGCAGUUGGAUAGUUUUAGCGUUGAGCAGUGAAUACCUCAAGGAAAACAAGGAUGGAUUUAAAGAUUCAAGUAUGCAUGACAAGGAUGCAAGGAAGUAUUCAAACAGGACCUGAUGUCCAGCUGUUUAGUGCAUUGUGGGAGAUGGCGUUUAGACACUUGGCUAUUGGCCAUGCAUUCUCUUCCAGGCAAGGCAGGCUGUCAGUCAUAUCCCUUUCUCUGUUCUCAGGCAUCUUUGGCUUCCUGACAUUUGGGCGCACAGUGGCGGCUGAUAUUCUGAUGUCAUAUCCUGGAAAUGAUGUGGUCAUGAUCAUUGCCAGACUGCUAUUUGGAAUCUCAAUCAUCACCAUCUAUCCAAUUAUACUUCUGUUGGGAAGGUAGGGCCCCACUUGGACAAUACAGGCAGUUGUUUCUGUGUGUUACCAUGUAACGGAGUCUGUGUGUGGACAUUUAUGUUAAUUUCACAGGUCUGUCAUUCUGGACCUGAUGUUGCGUAUUCGUCGCCGCCGGCGCGGUGGGGUCACACGCUCUUUUGAGAACCGCUGCAGAGUGAUUCUGACUGUCAUCUGGAUCACAGUCACCCUCCUCAUCGCCAUGUUUGUCCCUGACAUGAGUGAGGUCAUCAGCGUUAUUGGAGGAAUCAGUGCCUUCUUCAUCUUUAUCUUCCCUGGUAUGAAACAAAGUGUGUGUGUGUGUGUGUGUGUGUGUAUGUAGGCGUGUGUCUGAGGUUGUUUGUGAAUCACAAGCGUUCCUGUGUUGAGCUGAUCCUGUGUUUGUGUAAACUUGUGUCAACUAACAUUGAGAUGUGUGUUGCAGGGCUUUGCCUGGUAUUCACUAUGCAGUCAGAGCCUGUGUCGCCCAUAGUCAGGUGAGUGGAGUAGUUUGAAGUUAUGAGAUCACCUGGUGGUGUUGAAUUGAAUCACAAACUGCCCACAAAACAUGAGUUAACUGAAGUUGUGGUCCAAUAAAUUGCAUACUAUUGCAUUACUAUUGUAGACAUUCAUGAAUGGACCUGAUUGCACCCAUCUCUUUCUCCUCUGUCUCUCUAUCCCUCUCUCUCCCUGUCUGCAGGGUGGUGUGCACUGUGUGGGGGGUGAUUACUGUAAUUGUUGGAGCCUUCAUUUUUGGACAGAGCACUACCAUUGCCAUCAUGGAGAUCUUCCACAAAUUCUGAUAAUCAUCACCAUCAGAACCACCAAUGUCACCAGCACUAUCAGCUUUACCAGCAUCAUUAUCAUUACAACAACAUCAUUAUGAUUGUACCUGGGUUCUGUUUGAGGUUCAUUAUGUUUUUAAACUUGAGGUUUAUGGGAGUCAGAAGUCUAGAAUAACAUAUUGAUGUAGUGCUGCUAUAUCAACACUGCAUGUGAGGCACAUAACCUAAUUAUAUUUUAUUUGCUUGUAUCCCAAAUGUAUGCAGUAUGGAGCAUAUAUGUCCUUGUUUAUCAGAUUUUAUGUUUUCUGAAAUAGUUUGAAAGAAGUACUUCACUUAUUUAUGGAUUUUACUGCAACUGUAAAAGCACAAAAUGAAUGCAUCUAUAGUAUGUUUGGAGGUUUGGAUAGGGAAAUUGAUCUAUGUAUUUAUGUAUGCAUGGACAUGUAUGUGUAUUCGUAAAUGAUUCUUCCUUUAUGGCCAUCACAACUAAUCACAACAGAUAUGCAGCUACAGUUCAGUCAGCGUGCAGUGUGUCAUGUUGCAGAGCUGUGGCAGGGGGCAGUGUUGCAUAGGGAUGAAGGUAGGAAGACAAUGAGUUCUUCCACAAUGAGUUUCUUCCACAAUGAGUUCUUCCACAAUAUUGUAAAUAAAGACUGCACCUCAGAAUGACAGAACAUAUGGAAACACUUCCGUUUUCUCUCCCUCUGUACCGUAUUUCUAAAUUUUUUGCUCUGCAUCUUUCCUUCUCUCCCGCUCUCCCUCCACACUGACCUCCCUCUAUCCCAACUGUGAGUAGCAGUCUAUCAGUUAUGGUGCGG
Coregonus sp. 'balchen' is the source of this 4958-nucleotide messenger RNA. NCBI's taxonomy places the organism in Eukaryota, Metazoa, Chordata, Actinopteri, Salmoniformes, Salmonidae. The record is from the annotation of a GenBank genome assembly.